Molecule: messenger RNA, 1658 nt
Organism: Syzygium oleosum
Lineage: Eukaryota; Viridiplantae; Streptophyta; Magnoliopsida; Myrtales; Myrtaceae
Product: probable WRKY transcription factor 65
Exons: 3
Coding region: 187-1038 (283 amino acids)
Biological process (GO): regulation of DNA-templated transcription
Cellular component (GO): nucleus
Molecular function (GO): transcription cis-regulatory region binding; DNA-binding transcription factor activity
Source: RefSeq, a predicted model, not a curated record
UCCUCUUUGUCCCUCUCUCUCCCUCUCUAUCUCUCUCUCUCCCUCAAGCAAUUGGAGCACAUCUUGAUCCAUACAUAACUCUUCUCACCUGCUUCUGCUGCUUCCUGAUCUUGACAACAAUUCUGGGUUUCUUGAGAAGUACGUGUUUUGUGAAGCAGCAGUAGAAUCUGCGGGCACACAUCGCUCAUGGCUGCUGAUUCUCUCACGCCAAAGCUUGACAUGGAGGAUUCUGAGGAGACUAAGCCAGAGGCUCAGGCAUCCAAGAAAAGGAAGGUGGUCCACAAGACAGUUGUGAGGGUGAAGACGGAAGCAAACGUGGGGAAGCAGAAGAGUGAAGGGCCACCUUCUGAUUUCUGGUCUUGGAGGAAAUAUGGGCAAAAGCCAAUCAAAGGAUCACCUUACCCAAGAGGGUACUACAGAUGCAGCACAUCAAAGGGGUGUUCGGCCAAGAAGCAAGUGGAGAGAUGCAAGACAGAUGCUUCAGUCCUGGUCAUCACCUACACAUCCACCCACAACCACCCAGGCCCCGACAUUCACUCCCUCAACCCCACCAUUCCACCAUCCGAGGCCGAUGAUGAUCCUGAAGAAACCACGAUCGCCGUCUCUCCCACCGUCUCAGCCCAAGAUGAAGACCCAGAGCAAGAUCAAGAUCAAGAUCAAGAACAGGAACGCCGUCUUGAUCUCGGUGACAAACAAGAUCGAGAUCAACGCACCCAUGUGGCCAUUGAUGAGGAAGGCCGCACGCAAGAAGAUCGCUUCCACUACCUCCGAUCUCCGACCGACUGUUCUUCCCACGACUUGGUGACUGAACAAGAAGACACGCUUUCUCUGCAACUGCUGCACGUGUACGAAGAGCCUCUAGUUUCUUGCUCCCGCGAGGAUCCGAGCGGCGUCGCGGCAGCGGCCCUGCCGCCCGAACCGGAAGAGGGUCACGACUUCUUCGACGAGCUCGAGGAGCUCCCCGCGUUCUCUUACUUCGCGAACCUCAAGAGGAGCAACUGCUUCUUCGACGACAGGAUUCCUGUCGUCCCUUCUUGAUCCGGGCGCAGGAGUGCGAUGCUGUUUCCUCGGUUUCUCGCAUCCUUGGGAAGGAGAAAGAAUUGUACCCACCGAAACUUUGUCCAUUAACCUCAUGUUGUUGGGUUAGUGCGCAUUCUCGAUGGUGUCUUAGAAGUUGCUUCUUUUUGAGCGCAUGUUGCGAUCUGUGCAAAGACGAGAGAGCGAGUAAGACGAAGAUGGUGGGGCAUAGGGUCAUUAUCUUUUCUUGGAGAAGUAGGGAUAGUAUGGCUCUUGUGUGAUGGCAAUUGAAUUGAACACACCACUUUGUGAACUUACUUGGCACUUUACAUGUUCUCCCAUGUCAAUUCGUAUGUCGAAAAAGAUGGCACGAGGAUCACGAGUGGGUGCGCUCAGAGAUCGUUCGAGGAUAAGGCUUUACUUGGAUGGAGUGGUUGAGCCUAUGACAGUGAAAUGGUUUUUUUGUAGCUUUCGAUGCUCCAUGACUUUUCUUGAUGUUCAUAGGCCGGAAGUUGGCUCGAAACUCACAUCAUCAUCCAUGUUCCGUAAGGGAAAGGAUUCUCAGAUCUUAACAGAUCGUAACUUCUUGUAAUUUUUGGCAAUUCUUGUAUAAAAUAUCGUAACCGACGAGAUUACUCUUA